Messenger RNA from Rhinocladiella mackenziei CBS 650.93, 228 nucleotides. RefSeq lists its product as uncharacterized. Bases 1 to 228 code for a protein of 75 amino acids. NCBI's taxonomy places the organism in Eukaryota, Fungi, Ascomycota, Eurotiomycetes, Chaetothyriales, Herpotrichiellaceae. The record is from RefSeq and is a predicted model, not a curated record. The transcript has a single exon.
AUGGCCCUGGCCCAGCAAUCAACCGAGGAUCCUCUGAGCUUUGGUCGACACUAUGCAGUCCUCAAUCUCGAUUUGAUGUCGCUCCUGAUAGACGGUAUCAGGGACACAGCGGCCGGACAAGCGUUCAUCUCGAACUGCAUCAGAUGGAACGACGCAGUCCAUCAGAAAGAUUCCUCGGCCACUGACGAUCUUUACAAAUUUCUCCUUCGCAAACCCUUCGCAGCCUGA